AUGGAUCCUGCUGGAACGACCAGCAUCGCUUUAGUUGAUGAGCGGUUGGAGCAAUAUGCUGCCCGUCAAGCCGCCGAAGCGCAGCAGUCCGAGCCUGGGACACCAACACAGCAGCCGACGUCUAGCAAGAGUGCCCAGCGUGUUUCAUCGAAAGCAUCUUUCCAGCGUUUGGUCCUUACAGACCCUGUUGCUUUCAAAUAUCUAGAGGAAGAUCCUUGUGCAGUCACUAUCAGCAGAAGAUUGAGCAUAUCUGGAUACCAAGUUUACAUUGUUGAGCAGUGGGUUUGCUCGAGGGCACACCCCACAUUUGUUAUCAACACAUACACCGGUGACAAAUCCCACACGGUCAUUGCCGGUGUGCUCAGUGUGCCGACGGAUGAAAAGAAAUGGAGUGAGCGGAUGAGAGUUUACUUCAAUGCAAUGGACCAGUUCCAUACCCGGAAGCAGGAGUCUAGCUUUGGAACUGUGAUGGUCACGAAUCUAAGCACAUUUCCAUCAAUGCUUACUACAAUUCCUGUUCAAGAUGGAGAUGUCGGACUUCACCUGGAUGAUUUCAUUGUUAAUGAGAACCUGAAGCGUCUAGGAUGCUCUGGCAGAGCUGGUCUUACUGUCAAACCACCCGCGGCAGAUACGCAAGCCAAGUUCCACCAGCUUUAUCAAACGUGCGACAAAAUUGAACUAAAUACCUCUGUCAAGGAGCUGAUACGUUUUUGUCAGCUGGCACUCGUAAUGUUUCUUAAACUAGCACCUGAAUACGCGGAUGGGCUUCUCUGCAAUCACACAGAACGAGCCAUCCACGAGUGGUGGGCCGAAACUGGUUCUUUCCUUUAUGGUAUCGAACCCCUUGAUGGAAUCCUUGGCCCUACCACAGUAGCCGCGAUUCUUGGAACUUUUAUGGGUGCAAGAAACCGCUUACAUGCAUACGGAGCACCGGUAUCCAAGGACCCAUUUGAUAUCCAUGGUUUUGAAAAAGGUAUAUACAGCUUUCAAAAAGCCCAGAGCCUCGAGAGGACACGGAGACUUGAUAGUGUCACCUUGGAAAAACUGCAUCGGGUUACGGCCAAAGCGGCUAGUGGGGAGGUGGGAGGUUUGCAGCGGGCGGUAAAGUCAACAGUAGCGGAACUUAGCGGUAAAGGAGGAGAAAUGGUCAUGGAGAUGGUGGGAGGAGGCAAGGACAAAGCUGGCAUUUCAGAGAUUGAAACAUACGAGAUCGAACGGUUCAUACAACUCAUUACUGGAGACCAUGCGAGAUGGUUAUGGCGUGGAAAGCCUAAGCCCCCAUACGAAGCACGAUACGACAUUGGAGAUGAAAGAAUCUUUACACCAGACAGAGGCGGCGGUUAUAUCUGGACCCGAAGAAAAAAAGACGAUUACCCUUCAAAUCGCCCCAGUAUUGAAGGAGAUCAGAGGAAGCAAACAGACUCUCUAACUGCUGUUGAUGACAAGGAUCAGCUAAGGGUUACGCUCAAGCGUUCAGUUACCAACAAGGUGUCUGAUGCUCGUGCUGGUCUCGGUAGGUUCAGGGAUGCCGUUGGACUACCAACUUUACGCCCACACCACCACAAACAUUCCAAGGAAAGCGUGGAUUUAGACGCAAACCUAUCCCCACAGCUCUUCAUGGGGGAGACUCCGACAAGCACGAAUUCUAAAGAUGGAGGAGGGCCUGAGGGUUCUGCUCAGAUGGAUAGUGUGGCGUUAUCAGAAGCUUGCCGACUUGAGCCCAUAAUAGACCAAAAAGGUUACAGCCCUUUGACUCCUCCAGAGCUUGGUCGUGCAAGGACAUAUGAAUCCCUUCUUGGCAAAGAAAUAUCUCCUCCUGACAAAGCCCUCGACCUCAGGGAGGCCGAAGGGGUACUAGGAGGAUCCGAAGUAACCGAACGAAAGCAAGACGGUGAAUACCAUGGCCUGAUCCCUGUUACUAGGAUCCGUCAACGCGCUCAAAGUGUGGGUUUACCAGAGCUGGAUCGUCUGGUCUCGAAAGAUAAAGCCUAUCCACGCCGUUUAUCCUCUAGCUACGCUGAAGAAUACCUACUCCGCUGGGAUGAGAUAGGAGAUAUCUACUCCGAGGCAAUUGACCCAACAGUGGGUCUUGCUGAUGCUAUCUUAUAUGAAGACAUGAUAUUUUCUGAUAAUCAGGAGAUUACCAAAAGGAUUCGUGAAGUGGGAAGUACCGAAGUAAAUUGGGUUGAUGAAAAAGUGACGGUGGCGGAGAAGAUUGAAAAAGCCGUCAAAGCCCGGGCAUUAGAAACUCAAGCAGAGUAUCAAAGAAAGCUGGUGGAGUUGAGGGAAAUGUAUGGAGCUUCCCGCGGGGCAAUGGCCGAAGAAGAAGACGCAUACAUGCAAGUAGCGAAGAAUGUUGAGAUGAUGAGUGAAAAGCUUGACUAUGAUGUUGAUACCCUUCGUUCAAGAAUUGAAGAUGCAGAGGCUGUCUUGCGUGAUUAUGAACAUGUCAUCUCUAAUCUUGAAAAAAGGACUGCAUCCGUCCUAGAUGGUCAAGAAGCUGAGAAGAUAUCUUGGAUGCAAUGGGUGCAUGAGCUCUGGAACCGCCAACGAAACGGAUUCCAAACCCAGACACUCAAAGACUAUAACAAGGACAAUUCUGCGAACUUCACUGGCGACAAUGCAAGGUAA
Trichophyton benhamiae CBS 112371 is the source of this 2631-nucleotide messenger RNA. RefSeq names its product Sin3 complex subunit (Stb2), putative. NCBI's taxonomy places the organism in Eukaryota, Fungi, Ascomycota, Eurotiomycetes, Onygenales, Arthrodermataceae. The record is from RefSeq and is a predicted model, not a curated record. Gene Ontology annotation, cellular component: Sin3-type complex. The transcript has a single exon. Bases 1 to 2631 code for a protein of 876 amino acids.